CGGAGAUUUAUGGUCGCUGCUUAAUGCUUAGUGCAUGAGUAAACACAUAUUCAUUGGAUUCCACAGACACGGUUCUUUUGCAAACAACCUGCAUAAUCCACAUCGCUUAUCAAAGGUACUCUCUCUUCCAUGAAUAACCAACGCCAUAUGGAAAUCCAAACUCAACCUUAUGUGCAUUACGACCACACUCAUCCAUGUAAAUACGCAAGAUGGACUGCUAGGGAGAGUUUCCAAUUCAUGUAUGCAAGGCCUUGGCAACGAGUCAAUGAUUUUUAUUUGAAUAUUGUCCGUGGCAACUUGUCUCUGCAGCUUCUCUUUGAACCCGAGUCACUUCCUGAUCAUAAUGAUACUGGAAUUGCAGCACUUUCUGAUAAGACUGAGUUGGAAAGUGUUGCAUCUGAAGAUCGGUGCGGGAGGUGGGCGAGAUUAACAUUCAAAAUCGUUCUUUCAUAUCACGGGGGUUCUUUCGAUGGAUGGCAAAAGCAACCAGGUCUGAACACUGUCCAAAGCAUAGUAGAAGGGUCACUUGGUAAAUUUGUUGAUGAAAAGAAAACUCAACUGCUCAAGGACAAAGGCUUGCCUGUUGAAGGUUGUGCUGUUGUUGCUGGUCGUACAGACAAAGGAGUGACAGGCCUUCGACAAGUCUGUUCUUUCUACACUUGGAAGAAGGAUGUUAAACCAAGAGAUAUUGAGGAUGCAAUCAAUUAUGCAGCACCAGGAAAACUUAGGGUCAUAUCAGUUUCUGAGGUAUCACGUGUCUUUCAUCCUAAUUUCUCAGCCAAAUGGAGGCGUUACCUUUAUAUUUUUCCACUCACUGAUGGAGUUUACAGGGAGCAAAGUAAUGGUGAUGGGGAGUUCUGUGACAGUUCCAGACAUAAUGAAAUUCAUAAUUCUUCCAGCAGGGAUGAGUUAGAAAAUGAAAAGAAAUCUUACGUGUUCAGUGUAAGCAAGGUAAAUCGGCUUUUGCAAAAAUUAGAAGGAAAAUUGCUAUCCUACAAGAUGUUUGCCCGUGAUACAAAAGCUUCAAGAAAUGAAGGUCCACCCACUGAGUGUUUUGUUUACCAUGCUUGUGCUAUUGAAGCCAGAUUGCCUACAACUGAUUGUGGAGAAGAAACAAAGGUUAUGUGCGUUGAGCUGGUAGCCAAUCGCUUUUUACGCAAGAUGGUUCGAGUGCUUGUGGCAACCUCAAUUAGAGAAGCUGCUGCUGGUGCUGAAGAUGAUGCCUUGCUAAAGCUCAUGGAUGCCACAUGUCGGCGUGCCACUGCUCCUCCAGCACCUCCUGAUGGUCUAUGUCUAGUUGAUGUAGGGUAUACUGAAUUUGACUCCGAAAAAUGCUUCAUCCUGAUAAAGUAAUGAUUUGUUUUUUUUUUUUUUUUCGGUCAACAAGUUUGUUAAAGUCGUAGGAAUCUUUCAUUUUAUUGAAACAAGCGGUAGGCCACAUUUCUACUAGGUUCUUAACCAAAUGUAUGUACUAGGGUCAGUAAUACUGGCAGAUUUUAAUUCGGGGCUGCAUUUUUAUCCAAUAUUUUGUAAUUUGAUCUUCCACAUUGUCAUUUUGUUAUUACGAGCAGCUCCAGCGAUGAAGUUGCACUAGAUUACUAGAAUUCGGCAUCUUGGCUCUCCAUUGUUGUACAUUCAGAUUUUUAUUUAUUAUUUUUUAAGCUUCAAACUGAAAUUUUAGCCUUUUUUUUUAUGUUGCUAUUCCAUGUGGUAAAAACAAAAUAUUGGUUUGGUACGUCUACCUCUUGGCAAGUACACUUUUUUUUUGUCCGUCAAAAUUAUUUUCAUCCAUUUCGACCCUUCAUAGAUAUACUUUCUUUCAUUUGAGUUUAUUUGGCAACUUGCAUAGAUAACUAAAUUAUUGAGUUUAGCUUGGGGAUCACAAUGAAUUUUAGUACAUCUAUACGAGAACAAAAUGAGAAAAUAGAAAACUCUGAUGGAUCAAUAUUAAAGAAAUAAAGUUGGACCAAAUUGAAGUGUACUCCCACGUGUGAAGGACAAAAGUGUAGGAAAAGUAACUCUAAAUUGCCAAAAUGAGAUUAAAUUCAUAUGUGAAAAACAAAAACAGUACAUAGAAAAGAAAAACCCACACGGCUUUCCCUGAAUGCAGAAAAAUUGAAGAGAGACGGAUCUGAAUUCGGUGGCAUAAUUGGUGAAUGGAUAACAGUUUGUGUAAUUUUAUUAAUUUUAGCUAAUUAUUACCAAAUGUCUCUCAAAUUGAAGAUCUCAGUUUGACUUAUUUUUUUAAAGUCUUUUCUUCCAACAAAUUAAAGUAGAUUGGCAUUCGUAAUAUUGUUGGGCUUUGAGGAAUUUGAUUAUUACAAAUCUAUAGUGUGAGUGGGAUAAAAAAAUGACCCUUAAUCUAAAAUGUAAUAUAGCAUGCUUAUUUUAAAUUAGUUUUAGAGAAAUAAAAUCCUUGAGAAAUUAGAUAAGCAAUUUUUUUUUAAUUUUAUCCAAAAAUUACAAGCAAUUUUUUAAAAUAAAUUAAUCUGAACACGCAUUUACGGAUUUGAUAAUGUAUAUGUAAGUAUUUUAAGGUAUAAUGUAGAAACGCUAAUGGUUUCAGGUAUGGUAAUUAUCUUUUAACAAAUAAGUGAGUGUUGUUUUUUCAAUUUUGAAGUUUACAUAGAAAAAAAUUAUUUUUACUCAAAUUUUUAACAAUACUUUUUACAAUAAAGAGAGUGAUAAGAAAAGGAGAAAAAGAAAUAUGAAAUGAGUGAUGGGAUAAAAAAAAAAUUAUGAAAAAUCAUUUUGAUAAAUAAAGAAUAACGUUACAUAAAAAGAUAUUACUUUAUUAGUAAUGAGGAAUGUCUGGUGCCAUGCUGGCAAUGACCUCUUAAAAUUUUGAUUUCUUUUCCUUUUUGGGUACCGACUCUUGUUGCUUUUCUAUCACCGCCAAAAGAAAAUGAAUAAUCGGGAGAAAAAUAGGAAAUUAUCCGUAAGCCAAUCCUUGGGUCCCCUGAAGUUGAAAUUGGUCAUUGUAGAGACUCACUUGAGAGGUUAACUAAGUGGACAAGUUAGUGCAACAUAGAGAUAGAGAUAUAUGAUGAUGAAUUGAAAGCAUUGAAGCUGGUAGAUGAACGUGGACAAACAUGUUGUAGGCUAUAUAGCAUGCAAUGCAUUGAUAAUGUAGUGGAGUGUUGUUGGCCGUCAAGGUAGAGUCGGCACAAGCCUUGAAAAUAGGCAUUCAAAUAGGUGUUGUCUUGUGCAAAUUUAAAGGCUACCCGGGUACUUCUCUCGUUGAAGACACAUAAACACAUUUGCAUGCAACCAAGAAAUAAAAAAGACUUCGUCAAUAAUUUCACAUUAAACAACUUCUCUAUCUCCUAUUCUUAGCUCUCUUUUUCUUCUCCCUCCCCCUCUCUCUCUCUCUCUCCCCUCCUUCUUUCAAUGCCAUCAAAAGUUCUCAACCACCCAAGCCUUUCUUCUUCUUCUUCACCCUUAGUAGCACCUUUUCUUCCCAUUGCAAAAAGAAGAAUAGCCCUUCUUCAGGGCGCGCUCGCCGCCCCUAGUGCCUACCCUUCACUAUGGCACUAAGUGGUUGGCCUUCUUGGAUCAUUUUCAUUCUUCUUUUGCAUGUCAUUGCCUCUUCUGGGGCUUCAGAUUCUGAAUUGCUCCUUAAGGUCAAAGACAACCUACAAAUUACCAAUCAUGUUUUAACCUCAUGGAACACAUCGUCAUCUCCAUGCACACAUGAUCAUUCUCAUUGGCGUGGGGUUCUGUGCUACCAAGGAAGAGUGUGGGGGUUGAAGCUUGAGAAUAUGGGACUCAAAGGGCUCAUUGAUGUGGACUCUCUUAAGCAGUUACCUUCUCUUAGAACCUUGAGUUUCAUGAAUAAUGAUUUUGAUGGUACGUGGCCAGAAGUUAACAAGAUAGUUGGUUUGAAGUCCCUUUACCUUUCUAAUAACAAGUUUUCUGGGGAAAUUCCUCCUAAAACCUUUGAGGGCAUGCAGUGGUUGAAGAAAAUACAUUUGUCAAAUAACCAGUUCUCGGGUGCAAUUCCAGCUUCGCUUGCAAUUUUGCCAAGGCUCAUGGAGUUGAGGUUGGAGGGAAACAAAUUUAAUGGCACCAUUCCCGAACUUAGACAGAGCAAAUUUAAAUCAUUUAGUGUGGCUAAUAAUCAGUUGCAUGGCCCAAUUCCUGUUACCGUUAGUAAAAUGCCGGUUUCUUCCUUUUCUGGUGAGUCACACAUUUCAAUUCAAUUCUCCCAAUAUAUAAUAUAUCCAAUUAAUACAUAACAUAAAAUACAUAUAUACCAAUUUUCCAUGUUAUAUAUGCAUGCACACAUAACCAACAAAGCCUCACAGAGUUGGUAAAUAGUUAUGUCCUUUAAACAUGUUAACAAAGUUUCAAUUUUUGAUCGUGUGUAUAAAAAAUACAUAAUUGAGAAAGAGAAAAUCUACAUAAUUCGAUAAUCUCUACACUUUAAAAGAAAUAAUAUCUGACCCUCAAUUAGAGAAUACCCUUCAUACACGCCAAAAUAGACACACCCACAAGUAAAUAUUUUUUAUAACUUGGACUAUAAUUAUCUAAUAUCCCUUUUCUUUUACAUCUACGCUUAAACCUGUUGAAAAGGAGCUUCUUUGACCUCUCUUUCCAUGUCUUUGUACAUGACAUUGUAUAAAGGAUGAAAAGGAAGUGUUUGUCAGGUGAAGCGAGACAAGACCCAUUCUUAUAACUAGUGUUAGUGGAAUUAACGUGAGCUAUACAGUGCAAUGCCAAGUUAACAAAAGUUGGAUGUACAAGUAAGCUAUGAGAGUCAUUGAAUUCCAUGUAAAUUUAUGAAGAAAAUGAAUGCACGGUGGCCCUAUGCAAAUUCAGAUGUAUAGUAAAUCUAACGACAAUGAUGAUAUGUUUUGACUCUUGAUUUCGUGUGUGUUGACACUAGAGUGUAGCAUCAAUCUAAACUAGUACAUACAUACACAUCAAAUGAGCAGGUAACAGCGGGUUAUGUGGAGCCCCAUUGGAAGAGUGUCCUUCCAAUAAACCCUCAACUGUGAGUAUUGUUGUGGCUGUGGUAGUUGUUUGUGUGGCAGUGCUAGUGAUUGCAGCAGUAAUAUUCAUCCUUCA
This is a messenger RNA of Abrus precatorius (Indian licorice), 5070 nucleotides long. Its product is annotated as tRNA pseudouridine synthase A. Gene Ontology annotation, biological process: tRNA pseudouridine synthesis. Gene Ontology annotation, molecular function: pseudouridine synthase activity; RNA binding. The record is from RefSeq and is a predicted model, not a curated record. The coding region runs from base 130 to 1353 and encodes 407 amino acids. The transcript is spliced from 9 exons. Lineage: Eukaryota; Viridiplantae; Streptophyta; Magnoliopsida; Fabales; Fabaceae.